Molecule: messenger RNA, 2484 nt
Organism: Anoplopoma fimbria (sablefish)
Lineage: Eukaryota; Metazoa; Chordata; Actinopteri; Perciformes; Anoplopomatidae
Product: PWWP domain-containing DNA repair factor 3B-like
Exons: 14
Coding region: 358-2088 (576 amino acids)
Source: RefSeq, a predicted model, not a curated record
AAAAGAAGAAGAAAAAAGACGAAGAAAAAGAAAAAGAAGAAGAAGAGGAGUUCGUGUGUGUGUGUGUAUGUGUGUGUCAGUGCAUUGAAUGUCUGAUACUUUAUCGAUAUUUGGGUUUGUUUCAGUCCACCGUGUGCUGGUAACGUCACGACCAUGCCGGCAGGCUUCAACCAGGCUCGUCGCUAAACAUCCAGACGACAGGCUGAGUGUGACAUGUGUUAGCUAUCAGCCCUGGUGCCAGCGCAUGCCACUCAAGUCCUCCAGGUGAAGGAAAGCUUCCCUGUGAAAUGUCAAACUUUGACACUAUCACUCAGAUCCAAUGAGCUCAUAGGAAAGACUAAACCAACUCAUACAGCAAUGAAAGGUGGAUCUCGGAAAACUGGAAAAAGGGAACCUGCAAAGACAUCAACAGAGAAAGUCGCCUCAGACACUGUUUCAACAAAAGGCACAGAGGAUGCAAAUGCUGUCCCAGACAGUAACGAUGCCACUGUCAGCCCGUUCGCUGUGAGUUUCUUACCAAGUACUCCAAAAAGAUGCAGUCGACGAACGAGACAGACACAAGAAGCAAGACUGACCUCCACACCAGUCCACAGCUCCUCCGCUGACAUCCUGUCCAACAACGGAGCAAAACACGUGGAGCUAGAGUACACUGAACUCAUCACUCAGUUAAAGACAUCAGAGGUAGAUUCACCAUGCUCCCAAUCAAGAUCUCAAAGCAGACGUAGGGGGGCUCCUGCUUCCAAGCCGAGACAAGUUCGAAAAAGGUUGAUAAAGGAGCAAGCACAGACCGACAGUAAAACCAAAGCUCCUGCAGCCAAGUGCCGACGAGGCAGGACGCGGAAGGUGGAGAAUGGGGAGAAGGGGGAUUUGCAAAAGGACACCACUACUCAGUCAUCCAAACGCCCCAGACCAAGAUUUGAACUGGAGAAGCUUGAAGCAGCAGAGAAAGACGAGUCAUUGCUGUCUUCAGACCUAUCAAUAGAGCUGAGUCCCCAUGAAGAACAGCUGCCAUCUUUGUCCUUCCAGGAAGAUGAGAGAAGUGAGGAGGAGGAUGAUGAGGAGGAUGAGCUUCCAAGUUUCUUGAUGCAGGUGGACAAAAAGCCCACGUCCAUUACAGAGGGAGGGUUUGUGUGGCACAAAUUUAGGUAUCAUCCAUUCUGGCCGGCAUUGGUGAAAAGUGUUAACCGGAAGCAGAAAAAAGCAAGCAUCUUGUUCGUUGAUGACCCAUCGAUUCACAAUAAGAAAGGGUUUACUGUGGCCCUGAAAACUCUGAAGCCUUUUGACUGUGAAGAAGCCAAUGAGCUAGUGUGUAAAGCCAAAGAGAAGUAUGAUGCUGCAAUUGAUUGGUCCUUGGAGCUAAUAACAGACUACAGAAUACGGAUAGCCUGCGGCUCAUUUUCUGGCUCCUUCAUCGAGUACUUUGCUCAUGACAUGAGCUAUCCAGUGAGGAGAAAGUACCCGCAGGCGGCCUCGGAGAGACUAACCAUCGACAGUGAUACAACGAUGGAGGUGCCAUGUGACGAUCAUAAGGAGGACAGCUUUACUGAACAGCAUGAGGAGGUCAGCAGGAGUUCAAAGAGGCUGCUGCCAGACCGGACUCAUGCCGCCCACAACCGCGCUAAUGAGAAGCUCGUACAUUUCAUUGUGAAGCAGCGCAUGGUGGAAGGACGCCUUCUGGCUGUGAUCCGGGGGCAGCAGCAGUCCAGAUGGCUUCGGUCUUUUCUGAGUGCCAGUCGGAGACGGGUGGUGAACAUAUACCUGGAGGAUGACCAGCAGCUGGACCAGGUCUACUGGUACCUGAAUGAGCUCUACGCAACCGCCGGGACCACUGGCCCUUUACUGGCUGAAAUUAAAUCAAUGGAGCGUGUCCCCUUUGUCCUGGAUGUGCUGCUUCCUGAGGCCAUCAUCUAUGCCAUAGCUGGGGUGGACAAUGUCCCUGUAAAAAAGGCAGAAGAAAAGUACUUAAAAGGACGAUGUAUAAGUAACAGGGAAAGGCAGGAGUUUGACUUGAUGAUUGAGCGGCAGAUGAGGAAAAAAGCAAAGCGUCAGAAAACUUCAUUUGCACUUUUCUCUGACACAAAAAGUUAGAAGACUGAGUAUUGUCAAACAGGAAACCUAUUUUUGUAUUGAAUGUUUUUUUUUUUCAAAUGUUUUUUUUAUAGGCAAUAUAGCAGUUUUGGUGUGCCUUAUAAUGAAUAAUGAACCAUAUAGCAUUAAUCCAACUCUCCUUUGCCUCCUCUUAAGUUGCAACAGUAUAAAUUGCUUAAAAGCUGUUCAAAGGGUGGACUCACAAAGGCUGGUGUUAAAACAUCUACAGUAAUAAUGAUAACAAAUAUUAGACAAUCUCAUAUCUGUGUAUCUGUUAACUGACAAUAUAUACACUGCCAAAUCCCUCACAGAACUUUUCAUGUGAUUUGUUCAAUUGCUGUCUGUAUAUGCUUGUGUGUUUCUUUUUUUUAAUAAACCUUUUUGUCUCAGAGUAAA